UUGUGGGUAGCGGCUGCGCGCGGCCGGAGACGGGCGCCGUGCGCGGGUGUGUAAGGGGACCGGGCUCUGGAACUGAGGCAGCCGGCGGCGAUCAUGGGAGUGGGGUUGCGGCGGCCGUAGUUGUCCGAGCCUGGGCUUCAGCCUUCCGGAGCCCCAGAGGACCGGGCAGUCCGUGCCCAGCGGUGGCGGCGCCGCUUGCCCACUCCCGCCCUCGGAGUCCUGAGGGAGCUCACGGCAGACGAACGGACCGGGCGGCGCGAAUCCGACUGAGGGGCGGGGACGCCGCCGUCGGCUCCUCGCCGCUCCCGGCUGCCCCUUGGACUGCCCCAGGCCCGGCGCUGAGAUCCGAAGCCGGAGCUAGAGGCGGACGGUGGGCCCGGGCGGAGCCCCGCCCGGAGCCGGCGGUUCGGGGGCGGCGCUAGGCCCCGAGGCGGCCGGGCCGGAGCGCGGGGAGCGGGAGUGCGGGCACGGCGGCGUCGGCAUGAGCCGGCCCCCGGCGACGGGGAAAAUGCCCGGCGCCCCCGAGGACCUGCUGGGGGACGGGGCGGGCACGAGCCGCCAGAGGAAGCUGGAGGCGCUGAUCCGAGACCCUCGCUCGCCCAUCAACGUGGAGAGCUUGCUGGAUGGCUUAAAUUCCUUGGUCCUUGAUUUGGAUUUUCCUGCUUUGAGGAAAAACAAAAAUAUAGAUAAUUUCUUAAAUAGAUAUGAGAAAAUUGUGAAAAAAAUCAGAGGUCUACAGAUGAAGGCAGAAGACUACGAUGUUGUAAAAGUUAUUGGAAGAGGUGCUUUUGGCGAAGUCCAGUUGGUUCGUCAUAAGGCAACACAGAAAGUUUAUGCUAUGAAGCUCCUUAGUAAGUUUGAAAUGAUAAAAAGAUCAGAUUCUGCUUUUUUCUGGGAAGAAAGAGAUAUUAUGGCCUUUGCCAACAGCCCCUGGGUGGUUCAGCUCUUCUGUGCCUUUCAAGAUGAUAAGUAUCUGUAUAUGGUAAUGGAGUACAUGCCUGGUGGAGACCUUGUAAACCUUAUGAGUAACUAUGAUGUACCUGAAAAAUGGGCCAAAUUCUAUACUGCUGAAGUUGUUCUCGCUCUGGAUGCCAUACACUCCAUGGGUUUAAUUCAUAGAGAUGUGAAGCCUGACAACAUGCUCUUGGAUAAACAUGGACAUUUAAAAUUAGCAGAUUUUGGCACAUGUAUGAAGAUGGAUGAAACAGGUAUGGUGCACUGUGACACAGCAGUUGGAACGCCUGAUUAUAUAUCACCUGAGGUUCUGAAAUCACAAGGGGGUGAUGGUUACUAUGGGCGAGAAUGUGAUUGGUGGUCUGUGGGUGUUUUCCUUUUUGAGAUGCUGGUGGGGGAUACUCCAUUUUAUGCAGAUUCACUUGUAGGAACAUACAGCAAAAUUAUGGAUCAUAAAAAUUCACUGUGUUUCCCUGAAGAUGCAGAAAUUUCUAAACACGCGAAGAAUCUCAUCUGUGCCUUCCUAACAGAUAGGGAGGUACGACUUGGGAGAAAUGGAGUAGAAGAAAUCAAACAACAUCCUUUCUUUAAGAAUGAUCAAUGGAAUUGGGAUAACAUAAGAGAGACGGCAGCUCCGGUAGUACCUGAACUCAGCAGUGACAUAGACAGCAGCAAUUUUGAUGACAUUGAAGAUGAUAAAGGAGAUGUAGAAACCUUCCCAAUUCCUAAAGCUUUUGUGGGAAAUCAGCUGCCCUUUAUAGGAUUUACCUACUACAGAGAAAAUUUGUUACUAAGUGACUUUCCAUCUUGUAGAGAAAAUGAUUCAGUACAAUCAAGGAAAAAUGAAGAAAGUCAAGAGCUUCAAGCAAUAUUUCAGAUUACCUUAAGGAAAAAUGUGGAAUCAGCAUUAAGACAAUUAGAAAGAGAAAAGGCGCUUCUUCAGCACAAAAAUGCAGAAUAUCAGCGGAAAGCUGAUCAUGAAGCAGACAAGAAACGGAAUUUGGAAAAUGAUGUUAACAGUUUAAAAGAUCAACUUGAAGACUUGAAAAAAAGAAAUCAGAACUCUCAAAUAUCCACUGAGAAAAUGAAUCAACUCCAGAGACAACUGGAUGAAACCAGUGCUUUGCUGCGAACAGAAUCAGAUACUGCAGCCCGGUUAAGAAAAACCCAGGCAGAAAGUUCCAAACAGAUUCAGCAGCUGGAAUCUAACAAUAGAGAUCUACAAGAUAAGAAUUGCCUCCUGGAGACUGCCAAGUUAAAACUUGAAAAGGAAUUUAUCAAUCUCCAAUCGGUUCUAGAAUCUGAAAGAAGGGACCGUACCCAUGGAUCAGAGAUAAUUAAUGAUUUACAAGGUAGAAUAUCUGGCCUAGAAGAAGAUUUAAAGAAUGGCAAAAUCUUAUUAGCAAAAGUAGAACUGGAGAAGAGACAACUACAUGAGAGAUUUACUGAUCUGGAAAAGGAAAAGAACAACAUGGAAAUAGAUAUGACAUACCAACUAAAAGUUAUACAGCAGAGCUUAGAACAAGAAGAAGCUGAACAUAAAGCUACAAAAGCACGACUGGCAGAUAAAAAUAAGAUUUAUGAAUCCAUUGAAGAAGCUAAAUCAGAAGCCAUGAAAGAAAUGGAAAAAAAGCUCAUGGAGGAAAGGACUUUAAAGCAGAAAGUGGAGAACCUGUUGCUAGAAGCUGAGAAAAGAUGCUCUAUAUUUGACUGUGACCUCAAACAGUCACAGCAGAAGAUAAAUGAACUCCUUAAACAAAAAGAUGUGCUAAAUGAGGAUGUUAGAAACCUGACAUUAAAAAUAGAGCAGGAAACUCAGAAGCGCUGCCUCACACAAAAUGACUUGAAGAUGCAAACACAGCAAGUUAACACACUAAAAAUGUCAGAAAAGCAGUUAAAACAAGAAAAUAAUCAUCUCAUGGAAAUGAAAAUGAGCUUGGAAAAACAGAAUGCUGAACUUCGAAAAGAACGUCAAGAUGCAGAUGGGCAAAUGAAAGAGCUCCAAGAUCAGCUUGAAGCGGAACAGUAUUUCUCAACCCUCUAUAAAACACAAGUCAGGGAACUGAAAGAAGAAUGUGAAGAAAAGACCAAGCUUUGUAAAGAAUUACAGCAAAAGAAACAGGAAUUACAGGAUGAAAGGGACUCCUUGGCUGCUCAACUGGAGAUCACCUUGACCAAAGCAGAUUCUGAGCAGCUGGCUCGUUCAAUUGCUGAAGAACAAUAUUCUGAUUUGGAAAAAGAGAAAAUCAUGAAAGAGCUGGAGAUCAAAGAGAUGAUGGCUAGGCACAAACAGGAACUCACUGAAAAAGAUGCUACAAUUGCAUCACUUGAAGAAACUAAUAGGACACUAACUAGUGAUGUUGCCAAUCUUGCAAAUGAGAAAGAAGAAUUAAAUAACAAAUUGAAAGAUGCCCAAGAACAGCUAUCGAGGUUGAAAGAUGAAGAGAUAAGUGCAGCAGCUAUUAAAACACAAUUUGAGAAGCAGCUGUUAACAGAGAGAACACUCAAAACUCAAGCUGUGAAUAAAUUGGCUGAGAUCAUGAAUCGAAAAGAACCUGUCAAGCGUGGUAGUGACACAGAUGUGCGGAGAAAAGAGAAGGAGAAUAGAAAGCUACAUAUGGAACUGAAAUCUGAACGUGAGAAAUUGACCCAGCAGAUGAUCAAGUAUCAGAAAGAACUGAAUGAAAUGCAGGCUCAAAUAGCUGAAGAGAGCCAGAUUCGAAUUGAACUGCAGAUGACACUGGACAGUAAAGACAGUGACAUUGAGCAGCUGCGGUCACAGCUCCAGGCCUUGCAUAUCGGGAUGGAUAGUUCAAGUAUAGGCAGUGGACCAGGGGAUGCGGAGGCAGAUGAUGGGUUUCCAGAAUCGAGACUAGAGGGAUGGCUUUCAUUGCCUGUGAGAAACAACACUAAGAAAUUCGGAUGGGUUAGAAAGUAUGUGAUUGUAAGCAGUAAGAAGAUUCUUUUCUAUGACAGUGAACAAGAUAAAGAACAAUCUAAUCCUUACAUGGUUUUAGAUAUCGACAAGCUAUUUCAUGUCCGACCAGUUACACAAACAGACGUAUAUAGAGCAGAUGCUAAAGAAAUUCCAAGGAUAUUUCAGAUUCUGUAUGCCAAUGAAGGAGAAAGUAAGAAGGAGCAAGAAUUUCCAGUGGAGCCAGUCGGAGAAAAAUCCAAUUAUAUUUGCCACAAGGGACAUGAAUUCAUUCCUACUCUCUAUCAUUUCCCAACCAACUGUGAGGCUUGUAUGAAGCCAUUGUGGCAUAUGUUUAAACCUCCUCCUGCUUUAGAGUGCCGUCGCUGCCAUAUUAAAUGUCAUAAAGAUCACAUGGACAAGAAGGAGGAGAUUAUAGCACCUUGCAAAGUGUAUUAUGAUAUUUCAACGGCAAAGAAUCUAUUGAUACUAGCAAAUUCCACAGAGGAGCAGCAGAAGUGGGUUAGUCGGUUGGUGAAAAAGAUCCCUAAAAAGCCGCCAGCUCCAGAUCCCUUUGCACGGUCAUCUCCUAGAACUUCAAUGAAGAUGCAACAAAACCAGUCUAUCAGACGGCCCAGUCGACAGCUUGCCCCAAACAAACCAAGAUUGCUUGAUUUGGCAUUUAAAGACUGGGAUUGGUCAUUUGAUGAUGUUGAUGGUGAUGAUGAUGAUGACCAUGUUUUUGAUUUCUGAAGAAAUAAAUGGGCUAACUGCCUUCUGUGAAUGCAGCCAUUAUUCAAGGUGACCAUAUUCUUCCAGUUAGAACAAGACUGAAGUGCGAUGGCCCAAAAUUUAUUAAAAAGCUAUAUUUUCCUGAGAGACUGAUAUUAUAUAUAUAUAUAUAUAUAUAAUUUUUUUUCUCCUUUUAUUCCUGCAAUAUAAAUUAUAAAUCUUGGAGAGAUUUUCUGGGCUCCUUUGGAGCAGCAAGUUGAACCAACAAUGAUUGGCUCAUAGAGUAAGAAUAUCAUAUGCAGCUCUUCCAAACUUGUUCCAUAAAGCUCUCUUGGCAGCCACUCACACUACAUUGCACAAAAGGAUUGAGAAGAGUUAAAAGUUUAAAGAAAUCAUCUUUUCAGCUUCAACAGAGAGAUUUCACCAGCACAUUUACCAGAAGAAUCUGGGACUGGAUUCCACUACAGUGAUACAGACUGCGUCUUUAAGAAGUGACCAUUAUCCUGUGUGUGUGUGUGUAUACACACACACACACACACACACACACACACACACACACACAUACAUAGUACUGUAAUACUGCAAGAGGGUUUUUUAAAUGUCCCACUUUAUAUUUUUGUACACAUGAAUCAGAUAUCACUACUUACUACAUUUGCAGCUAUGCACUUGUAUAAGCCAUAUAUUGGGGUUUAUAUCACUCAUUUGUGUGUAUGAGAUGGAGGCAUGUUCAUGUUUAAGCAAUUACUGUAACAAGAAAGUUUGACCUUCAUUAUGUCAGUUUCCUAAUGCUUCAUGAUAGGCAACUUGACCCAUUUGGAAUGCCUUAAUUUAAGUUUUUUUCAAAGUCUCAAUCCUUUUCUGUAUUUAAAAAGCGUUUACCAGCUCUUAGGAUGCAAAUUUGCUUUGCAGGAGAAAAACAGUGCACUAUUUUUACAUGUAAUAGUUAUCAGUGUCAGCCUAUUUUGAUUGUAUAACAAUUUUUUUAAGUAUUGGUGAUAGAAACAAUAAUGGAUAGUAUUGGAACUAAUAUAUCUCUUAUGUGUAUCUACUCUUCAUCCAACCCCCUUUGACAGGCCUCAGUAUUAGUGUGUGACUAUGAAAUAUUUUCUUUGCUUUGUAUUUGCUGACUAUCUUAGAUAUGUUUUUAUUCCUGGUAAAGACAUUUGUGAGUAUUUUUACAUUUCACACUCAACAUUCAAAAAUUAUCUCAAAUAUAAAGAAAACUAAAACAUACUGUACAUAUAGUUUAAAUAUUUAAAUGUGAUCCUUUAAACACACAAUUGUGUAUGGCAGUAUUUUAGCAUUGGGCUCUGUAAACUGAUGACUGGGAAGACGUGGCCUGAAAGGCUCUUAAUUUUAUUUCUUAAGUGCUAUUAAAGUUAGUUUAUGCAGGGCCAUUCCUGUUGUAUUUCUCCUCAUGCCACAAAAUUGUAUAUUUUAUACUGUUAUAGUAUGCAUCAACGGUAAGCAUUAAGAAAGAAAAAAAAGAUGUAGUCUGACCGGUCUCUCUUUAUACACAUACACAGUUGGGUGUGAUACUGAAAUGCAUUAUCUAAUGUUUCGAUGAAGGAAGACAUUUUAACACUGAUUGCCUCUAGGGUCAGUGUGGAGAUGUUUAAAGAGUUAGCUCCCCAGUUAGAGAUGCUGUUGUGGAAACUGAGUGGCUCUUGGCCUCCCGACAUUCGUGCUCUGCUUCCGCUGCCCAGUCUGCGCCCUCGUGCUGUCUGGAAAACUAGGUGUGCAUGCCAUUCCCCACAGGCGUGUGCUGCAGUUCUGGUUUGGGGGCACAGGUUUUUGUUUUUUUAAAGUAAGAUUAAAAAUGAAAAAUAUAUAAAAUUUAUAUAGAAUAAAUAUUUCCAUUCUUUAGACUUGUUAAAAGGAGACUGAAUUAAUAUUUUAUAUAAAGAUUUUGUUACACUAUGGGAGGUUCUAUCAUAUUAUUCUGAAUUGGAGAGUAUAUAUAUAUAUAUAUUUUUAAUAAACUUUAUUAAGGUGAAAUAAUUUGAAGUUUACACAUGAGUAUUUGAAAUAUUUGAGUAAAAUGGCAAACGUUUAAAUUUCGAAUGUUGUAUAUAUUAGAGAAUAUGGAGAAUCAUGGUGUGAUGCAACUAUACCAGGAAGAUUAAUGUGAAGUGUUUUUGGGGAAAAGAUAUUCUAAGGGGUGAAAAAAAAUCUCUCCCAUGGAGAUUCUUCACGUUAUAUGGUUUGUUUAUAAGGUUGUUUGUCCAACUAAUGGAAAUGUGCUUAAUAAAAGAUUCUGACCUUGGGUAAGAAUUUGCUUUUUACCCUGUUGCUGGUUUCAUGUACAUACAUGAAUGAAUGCAUGCACCCACCCAGAUGUUCUCAUCCCAGUACUCAUUAAAUCUGAUAUUGACUUGGUCUAACAACCUGAUUUUGUGCUAGUUUCUCUUUUUCUUGUGGCUCCAAAGCUUCCAAGAUAAAUAUAAGACCAAAAUUUCCUUAUUUUUUCACACCUGAUUUCUCCUAGAGCCAUAAAUACCUCCUAUUGAGAGCUAAGAAGUAGUGAAUACUGGGAUUUUCUUAGUUGGAAUUUUUACUUUUGUGGGGAUAGCGAGACAGAAGUAGAAGGAAAACUGGUGCCGGUAUUACUGUUGAAAAUUAGUGUAUAGUGAAUUUUUGGAAAUAAUUUUUUUAAAAUGUUAUCUAGGAGCAAGAAUUUUUUUAAAAUCUCUGAAAGUUUAAAAUGCUAAAUUCUAAAGCAUAAGUACAUCAAUAAAUCUAAAAUAAAGUUAGUGUUUUUCAAACUAACCUAUGCUGGAAUUACAGGAGUCUGGCUCUGAAGGAUCUCCUUUGCAUGCUGAUCUGUAGAUCCUUAAGAAGUGCUCUGGGUUGCCAAACCACAGUUUAAGAUGUUAUGCUGCUAUUGUUAAUCUGUUUUUAUAGGAUUCCGGUGUACAAUAGAAAAACUUAGACACUAUAUUACGUUGUUGAAACAUGCUUUAAGAAACAUGUUUAGAAAAACCUGACGAGAGCAGGUCACUUCUGAGUCUCUGUCUGUGUUGACACUGCUGCUGACUCCUCCUCCCUUGGAAUGAGGCUUCAGCGUCCCUGCUGUGAAGACAGCAGUUGAUUUGCAAAGCACUUUGAAGAUAAGCACUGUGUGACAGUGCUGACUAUUAUGCCCAGGGCGUCUCCUUGAUUCUCUUCUCCAUAAUAAUGAGUUGUGUUGGAACUGUAAUAAGUUAUGAACUGCAUGGUUUAGAUAAUCAUAAAUACCUGAUGGGCUGUCCCCCUUGAACACAAAUCGGAUCGUAUCCCCCUGAUUUUUCUUUUAAUUUGUUGCAUCUUUGUAGUAAUGUAUUUUAUGCCUGCUUUUUAUAUUGAAAAAUAAAGAAAUUAAGACAAGCA
This is a messenger RNA of Hipposideros armiger (great roundleaf bat), 7969 nucleotides long. It is a transcript of the gene ROCK2, whose product is annotated as Rho associated coiled-coil containing protein kinase 2. The transcript is spliced from 32 exons. Lineage: Eukaryota; Metazoa; Chordata; Mammalia; Chiroptera; Hipposideridae. Bases 482 to 4621 code for a protein of 1379 amino acids. The record is from RefSeq and is a predicted model, not a curated record. Gene Ontology annotation, molecular function: Rho-dependent protein serine/threonine kinase activity; ATP binding; small GTPase binding. Gene Ontology annotation, biological process: peptidyl-threonine phosphorylation; actomyosin structure organization; regulation of actin cytoskeleton organization. Gene Ontology annotation, cellular component: centrosome; cytoplasm; cytoskeleton.